Messenger RNA from Meleagris gallopavo (turkey), 2699 nucleotides. NCBI's taxonomy places the organism in Eukaryota, Metazoa, Chordata, Aves, Galliformes, Phasianidae. The record is from RefSeq and is a predicted model, not a curated record.
UUCCCCAGUCCCACCAUGACAUUCAAGCAAGCAUCCAUGAUGGCCCCGGAGGCCACGGCCACCACGAUGCCCAUGGCCACCAUGGAGAACUCCACCGAGACUGCGGGGCCGGGAGAGAGCAAGGAGGACAUGUUUGCCAAGCUGAGGGAGAAGUUCAUGACUGAGCUCAACAAGAUCCCUUUGCCGCCCUGGGCCCUCAUCGCCAUCGCAGUGGUUGCUGGCCUCCUCCUCCUCACCUGCUGCUUCUGCAUCUGCAAGAAAUGCUGCUGCAAGAAGAAGAAGAACAAGAAGGAGAAGGGCAAAGGCAUGAAGAAUGCCAUGAACAUGAAGGACAUGAAGUCGGGCAACCAGGACGAUGACGACGCAGAGACAGGACUGACAGAGGGGGAAGGUGAAGAAGAGGAGAAGGAGCCAGAGAACUUGGGCAAGCUGCAGUUCUCACUGGAUUAUGAUUUCCAGGCAAACCAGUUGACCGUGGGGAUCCUCCAAGCAGCUGAACUGCCAGCUUUGGACAUGGGUGGCACCUCAGACCCCUACGUCAAGGUGUUCCUGCUCCCCGACAAGAAGAAGAAGUAUGAGACAAAGGUGCAGAAGAAGACACUCAACCCUGCCUUCAACGAGACCUUCACCUUCAAGGUCCCUUACCAAGAGUUGGGUGGGAAGACACUGGUGAUGGCCAUCUAUGACUUCGAUCGCUUCUCCAAGCACGACAUCAUUGGUGAGGUGAAGGUGCCCAUGAACACGGUGGAUCUGGGCCAACCCAUCGAGGAGUGGCGGGACCUGCAGAGCGGUGAGAAGGAGGAGCCAGAGAAGCUUGGAGACAUCUGCAUCUCCCUCCGGUACGUGCCCACGGCCGGCAAGCUCACUGUCUGCAUCCUGGAGGCCAAGAACCUGAAGAAGAUGGAUGUUGGGGGCCUCUCAGAUCCCUAUGUGAAGAUCCACCUGCUGCAGAAUGGGAAGAGGUUGAAGAAGAAGAAGACCACAGUUAAGAAGAAGACCUUAAACCCUUACUUCAACGAGUCCUUCAGCUUCGAGAUCCCCUUUGAGCAGAUACAGAAAGUGCAGGUGGUCAUCACGGUGCUGGACUACGACAAGCUGGGCAAGAACGAAGCCAUCGGCAAGAUCUUCACGGGCUUCAACUCCACGGGCACAGAGCUGCGGCACUGGUCUGACAUGCUGGCCAACCCGCGGCGGCCCAUCGCCCAGUGGCACUCACUGAAGCCAGAGGAAGAAGUGGACGCAGCUCUCGGGAAGAACAAAUAGAAGACCUGCAGCCGGCGCGGCGGACAUUCAAAGCGACCCAGAGCUACUGAUACCUCAGUUACGCAACCUUUGGUUUGGUUCUUUUUUGUUGUCGUUGUUCUGUUUUAAGCUGAAAUACCCUUUGACAGCUGUGGAAGGGUUUCCAGACAGUCCCGAUAGCUUCCAGGGGAAGAGGUUAAAGACUCGGAUGGUUCUUUUCAUUCUCCAGCAUCGCUCCCUCUGGCUGCAUGCCCCAUCCCCUUCACCCAACAUCCCUCCCCAGUGCUGCAUCACCGACCCACGGCCUCACCGCCUCCGUUCUGCCCAUGGGGAUCGCCGAGCAUCGCUGCAUGGAGGUGUCACCGGAGCGGGAUGACCACACUCACUGUGCUUGCUUGGGGCUCCAGCACCAGCGUGGACAUCCAUGACCUCUGCGGGAGACCUGGCUGCCUCCCCUCUCCUGCUGUGCCUCCCGUGGGGUGAGAAUGAGAUGCUGGGCUGCUCCAGCUUUGGCUGCUGCUGGGGAGAGGUAUGCAGGGACGGCGGAGCUGUGCUGCAGGAGUUGGGGGGAUGCAGGAGGAGCACAUGGACGGAGCGCUUGGAGGAGAUGCACCCCGGGGAUGCAGUGUGGGCCACACUGCGGUGUCAGCAGGGGCUGAGCCACGGAGCUCUGUGUUUCCCAUCGUGCUUGGAGCUGCUGUUUGCCUCCUGAUGACACAGCGUAGAAACCCAUCGCUUCAGAUGCUUCCCUGCGGCUGCUUCACAUGGAGAGGUCUCUGAGUGCUGGAGGAGCUGCAGUGGGACCCGUUGCCAUCCCCCACAGCUGAGCCCCAUUGUGGGCACCCAGCACAGCCCAGGUGGGGCUCUGGCAACUCUGACCCUAUGGCUGCAUCCCACCACUGGGGGGCCGCAUCCCCCCCCCAUUCCCAAUGGGCUGCUGCUCCCCAGGAGCCGACUGCUGUCACACCCACCCUUCCCACUCCUGCUGGGUGGAAUAAGCCAUAUUCCUGUUACUGGCAGCAGCACUGGUUGGGUAAGAACUUCUCUGGAUCCAAGUCCCUGAGCUGGGAAGCUGAUGGCCUUGCCCGGUUCAGCCCGGUCCUUGCUGGGGCACAGUGUGUCCCCAUGUCCCUGUGCAGCUCUCCCCAGCAGCUUUGUGCUUGCUGCUCUGCUUUGCUUUCCUGCACCCCAGGCCUUGUGGCAAAGGCCCUGGAGAGAGGAGCUCCUUGGAACGUCCUCAGCACGCAGAGUUUGGCACUGUUAGGCUAUGAAAGAGACGGGCAUUUGGGUGAGCAAGCUUGCAGCGGAGAAGCAGAGCUUCAGGGUGCAGUGGGGAAGCCCCAGGCACUGGGAUGCUGCCAGGGGUCUACACCUGGUGUCUUGAUGCCAGCACCCCAAGCCCAGGUAUGGUGUGCCAAAGCUGGGCUCCCCCUGGGGCCAUUGGAUGCUUCGGCACU